AGAACAAAAAAAAACCCAAACAGUUCAGUGUUGAAGCGCAUCACUUCGAUAGUAGUAGCAGAAGAUUACACAAACUAGUUUCAGUAGCGACGCGUCGCCACAGAAGUGGAAAUACCAGUUCAUUUGAUUGACCGUUCCGCGAUUCGUUAACCGGUCAGUGUGGGGAAGUUUCGUGUCGUGGUUCGCGCACAGUGUAAAACUUGCCGCCGAACGACGGUGACGUUUGAUGGGUGUUUGAGAGUCGGACAGCCUUAUCAAGAAGUGGCUUUGCAAUUACGCAGUGCUAGUGCCGCCUGGAAGUCCAUCCCAAAACAAUGUCCAUCUGCAGGCUGCAAUGUGUGGUGCUAGUGUUGGUGCUAGGUUGGGGGGGCUGCAUCGCUCAAGGUCACCGGCUAGCCACCCGAAAGUGUCUAGAGUAUCAGAAUAUAGUGGUCAACAGACAGACGCUAAUACCGCUCACGAUUAAGCCGAAGCCGAUCCAGUUCGAGGUGUACAACUGUACCAACGUCGUCCAGCUGAUCGUCGGUGGGGAGCAAGCAAAGUACGGCGAGUUUCCGCAUCACGCUCUGCUGGGCUUUUCCAAGGAGAACGGAAACCAAUGGGAUUACGAUUUCCGUUGUGGUGGUACGCUCAUCAGCGAUCAGCACAUCCUGACCGCUGCUCACUGCUUCGCGUACGGUGAUCCGGUAAUUGUGCGGGUCGGUGAGUACGACACCGAGUUGGAAACAGACGACGAAUAUGACAGCGACAUUGCAAGCAUCCGUCGGCAUCCGAACUACUCGAACGUGCGCUCGUACGAUGACAUUGCACUGGUGAAGCUCAAGCACCCGAUCGUCCUAUCGAAGCACAUCCGGCCAGCCUGUCUGUGGGAGACGGAGGAGCGCAACAGUACGCGCUACAUUGCGACCGGGUUCGGGUAUAACGAAACGUACGGCACUACACUGUCCACCGUGAUGAUGAAGGUGAAUCUGGACGAGUUUCCCGUCAGCGAUUGUGAGCGCAAUUUUAAGGGUGAUCGUCGGUUCAAGCAGGGCGUUCGUGAUGGGCAGCUGUGCGUCGGUAGCAUCGUCGAGGGCCGCGAUACCUGCCAGGGUGAUUCGGGUGGACCGCUGCAGGUGGUGACCAACACAAAGUCCUGCUCAUACGGGGUGGUUGGCAUCACGUCGGUUGGGGGGGUUUGUGGCAUUGGCAAUGCGAAGGCGAUCUACACGAAGGUUUCACACUACAUAGACUGGAUAGAGGACAACGUGUGGGGUGCUAAUGCGAUGUGUCAACGGCUGACCACCCGAAAAUGUGAAGAGUACCGAAAUAUAGUGGUCAACCAAACGUCGUUGGUACCGCUCACAAUUAAUUCGAAACCGAUCCGGUUCGAGGUGUACAACUGUAGCAACGUCGUCCAGCUGAUCGUCGGCGGGGAGCAAGCAAAGUACGGCGAGUUUCCGCAUCACGCCAUACUAGGCUAUCCUAAGAAGGAUGGAGAGAAAGGUUACGAUUUUCUCUGCGGUGGUACGCUCAUCAGCAAUCAGCACAUCCUGACCGCUGCUCAUUGUUUCAAUGAAGGUGAUCCGGUAAUCGUGCGGGUCGGUGAGUACGAUACCAAGUCGGAAUCAAACGACGAAUAUGAUAGCGACAUUGCAAGCAUCCGGCGACAUCAGGACUACUUGAUCACACGCUCGUACCAUGAUAUUGCGCUGGUUAAGCUAAAGUACCCGAUCAUUCUAUCAAAACACAUCCGGCCAGCCUGUCUGUGGGAGACGGAGGAGCGCAACAGUACGCGCUACAUUGCUACCGGGUUCGGGUAUAACGAAACGUUCGGCACUACACUGUCCACCGUGAUGAUGAAGGUGAAUCUGGACGAGUUUCCGGUCAGUGAUUGUAAUCGCAGUUUUAAGGGCCAUCCAAAGUUUCGUCAGGGCGUUCGUGAUGGGCAGCUGUGCGUCGGUAGCAUCGUCGAGGGCCGCGAUACCUGCCAGGGCGAUUCGGGUGGACCGCUGCAGGUGGUUACCUACCCGAGGUCCUGCUCGUUCGCGGUGGUUGGUAUCACGUCGAUUGGAGGGGUUUGUGGCGGUCCCAAUGCGAAGGCGAUCUACACGAAGGUUUCACACUACAUAGACUGGAUAGAGGACAACGUGUGGGGUGCUAAUGCGAUGUGAG
Anopheles gambiae (African malaria mosquito) is the source of this 2154-nucleotide messenger RNA. Its product is annotated as polyserase-2. The transcript has 5 exons. The record is from RefSeq and is a predicted model, not a curated record. NCBI's taxonomy places the organism in Eukaryota, Metazoa, Arthropoda, Insecta, Diptera, Culicidae. Gene Ontology annotation, biological process: proteolysis. Bases 315 to 2153 code for a protein of 612 amino acids. Gene Ontology annotation, molecular function: serine-type endopeptidase activity.